AUGGAAAAGGGAGAGAAAAGUGGGGAAGGGGAAGCAGAAAAGGAGGAAAAUUUGGGAGAAAAGUUGAGGAGAGGGGUAGUAUUGCUAGGGAAAAAAGGGGGCCCAUGUACUCCAAUGCUCUCUUGGAGACAUUGGGCUCCUCCUACCCAUGGCACCAUCAUUAAUGAGUACCCUCUUAACUCUCCUUCUGCUAGAAAGCUCGCCGCGGCUUUCUGGGAGUUCCAGCACCUUUAUUUUCCACUAUCUAAAAUGCAUCGUAGUGUCAGUAACGGUGCUGCUGGUUCUGACUCCAGAUUGCGCCGCCACCACCACCACCACCACUAUAAUAAGCUCAGCAGGGACAAGGGUCUGGACCUAUCCCACUUUUUGGCUGAUAAUUCUCCAAGUUCUCCUGACCAGCCAGGCAGCGCAAGCAAUUUGAGGAGGCAUGUUGCUGCAUCACUCAUGCAACAUCAUCGAGCCAUUGAAAGGAAUAAUCAUGCCUUGCAACCUGUAUCUCCCGCAAGUUAUGGUAGUUCCAUGGAGGUGGGACUUUACAACCCUGCAGUCACUCCCACCAGUUCCUUGGAUUUCAGGGGAAGAGUUGGUGAAUCACAUUACAAUCUUAAAACAUCUACAGAACUGCUCAAAGUAUUAAAUCGAAUCUGGAGUUUGGAAGAACAGCAUGUGUCCAAUAUGUCAUUCAUAAAAGCAUUGAAAAUGGAGCUGGAUCAAUCCCGUAUCAAAAUUAAAGAGUUGAUGCGAGAUAGGCAAACUGGUAGAUAUGAGAUGGAUAACUUGAUGAGGCAAAUUGCAGAAGAUAAAGUAGUUAGGAAGAGUAAGGAACAGGAUAGAAUCCAUGUUUCGGUUCAAUCCGUAAGAGAUGAGCUAGAAGAUGAGAGGAAGUUAAGGAAAAGAUCAGAGAGCUUACAUAGAAAGUUAGCCUGGGAGCUAUCUGAGGUAAAAUCUUCUUUUUCUAAUGCUCUGAAAGAGCUAGAAAGAGAGAGAAAAUUUAGGAUGUUGAUGGAACACCUCUGUGAUGAAUUUGCUGGGGAAAUUAAAGACUAUGAACAAGAGGUGCAUGCUUUAAAACAGAAAUCUGACCAGGAUUGGGCUGGAAGGGCUGACCGAGAUCGUCUGAUUCUCCAUCUAUCUGAAUCAUGGCUUGAUGAACGUAUGCAGAUGCAGCACCAAGAAGUUCAGCAUGGUGUUACUGAAAAGAAUUCAAUAGUUGACAAGUUGAACUUCGAAAUAGAAACCGUUCUUCAAUCUAAACGCCUGGAUAAUAAGAGUAUGGAAAAUCCGUUGCCAAGGGAUCGCCGCAAGUCACUUGAGUCUGUCCCUUUGAAUGAGGCUCUGAGUGCACCUCAGGACAUGGGUGAUGAAGGAGAUUCUUUAGACAGUGAUUCACAUUGUUUUGAGCUGAACAAACCUAGAAACAAUGACUUAAAGUCACAUGAAGACGAAGCUAUAGAUGGUCAUAUUAAUGAAGCAGUGAAAUUACAUGAAUUGAAGAAAAAAACCUUCUCUCAUGAACGAGUAAAAAGUCGUACUCCACCCAGCUUGCAAGUUAAGUUUGAAGAACAGAUGGAUCGGGCUAUGCCAUGUACUGGAAAUAAGAAGUCCCAGGUAGGGGAUACAGUAGAGUGUAAAAAUACAGAAGGGAAGCCAAUUGACACAAGCAUAUCCCAAAAGUCAGAACGUUACGAAGCCACCGAAGACAGCUGUUACCAAAAUAGGAAUAAACAUGAUGAAAUCCAUGUGAUGAAUUCAAAUUACACAGUUGAUAACCUUUUACGAAGUCAACUCACAUUGUCAGAUGGUGGGAACUUAAAUCCUGACAGUAAUUAUGGUGAGGCUUCCUGCAGUAACUCUGGAUGGAGGAAUCAGGCAAGUCCAGUACGACAACGGAUGGAAAAACUCACAUCUCCAGAUCAUGAUGCAUCCGCAUCUUCUUCAAUAUUGCCUCUACGCUUGAAGGAGAACACAUUGAAAGCAAAGCUUCUUGAAGCAAGGUCAAAGGGUCCACGCUCUCGUUUAAAAGCUUUCAAACGUUUCUCAUAG
Juglans microcarpa x Juglans regia is the source of this 2043-nucleotide messenger RNA. RefSeq lists its product as uncharacterized. Lineage: Eukaryota; Viridiplantae; Streptophyta; Magnoliopsida; Fagales; Juglandaceae. The transcript is spliced from 3 exons. The coding region runs from base 1 to 2043 and encodes 680 amino acids. The record is from RefSeq and is a predicted model, not a curated record.